This is a messenger RNA of Mauremys mutica (yellowpond turtle), 1650 nucleotides long. RefSeq names its product uridine phosphorylase 1 (gene UPP1). Gene Ontology annotation, molecular function: uridine phosphorylase activity. Gene Ontology annotation, biological process: nucleotide catabolic process; uridine catabolic process. NCBI's taxonomy places the organism in Eukaryota, Metazoa, Chordata, Testudines, Geoemydidae. Bases 348 to 1289 code for a protein of 313 amino acids. The record is from RefSeq and is a predicted model, not a curated record. Gene Ontology annotation, cellular component: cytosol; cytoplasm. The transcript is spliced from 9 exons.
CCUCCGGCCCGGCUUUGCCAGCAUUGCUCAGCCUGGGCAGCAGGAACAGCCAGCUCAUCCCGAGCCGCUGGGCCAGGAAGGGCCCCGCCUCGCCCCAGACACCGCCGCGCCUCCGUGCAUUGUCCCACGGCAGCAGCACGGUGACGGUGGGAACAGCCAGCCCAGCAGCAGCAGCAGCCGGAGAAGGCAGCGGGGACGGGGACGGGGACGCAGCGGGAGAGCAGAGCCCCCAGCCGCUUGGAGACCAGCGCAAUAGCUUGUGCCAUUCAAAUACUAUUGAGAGCGACUGGAAUUGGGCAGCCGCUGGAGUUCAGCUUCUCCGUCCCAACAAGGUCUAACAGUAUAGAAUGGCACCUGGUAUAACAGCUGAGAAGAAGACUGAGGAUGAACAGUCGUCAAAAGAUAACUUAAUUCAUCUCUCCAACCCUCACCUUGAGAAAAUGAAAGAUGAUAUCCUGUACCAUUUUGCUCUUGGGACUGGCACCCAUGAUUUUCCUGCUUUAUUUGGAGAUGUCAAGUUUGUAUGUGUUGGAGGAAGCCCUUCACGGAUGAAAGCUUUUAUCACCUACAUAGCUGAAGAGCUUGGACUUGGGAGCGUCGGUGCUGACUAUCCCAACAUCUGUGCCGGAACUGACCGUUACGCAAUGUACAAAGUAGGACCCGUGUUGUCAGUCAGUCAUGGUAUGGGCAUUCCCUCUAUCGCAAUCAUGUUACAUGAGCUGAUCAAGCUGUUGUAUCACUCCAAGUGUUCCAACGUAACCAUUAUUCGCAUUGGCACCUCUGGUGGAAUAGGUCUGGAGCCAGGCUCAGUGGUAAUAACCAGUCAAUCAGUAGAUGCUACCUUCAAGCCUCAAUUUGAACAGGUUAUCCUGGGAAAGACUGUAAUUCGCAGUACCAACCUUGAUGACCAACUAGCUAAGGAAUUGAUGCAGUGCAGUAAGGAGAUAAAUGAAUUCAAUACAGUCAUUGGAAAUACUAUGUGCACUUUGGAUUUCUAUGAAGGCCAAGCCCGUCUGGAUGGUGCAAUCUGCUUAUAUGCUGAAGAAGAGAAACUGCAGUAUUUGAAGGCAGCUUAUGAUGCUGGAGUCCGAAACAUUGAGAUGGAAUCUUCAGUUUUUGCUGCUAUUUGUAAUCUUAGUGGUGUCAGAGCUGCUGUGGUGUGUGUCACACUGCUGAAUCGACUCGAAGGGGAUCAGAUUAGCAGCUCACACGAUGUGCUUGUGGAGUAUCAGCAAAGACCGCAGAAAUUAGUGGGACACUUCAUUAAGAAGUGCCUUGGGAAAGUGUGAUGUACCCACCCCUUUGCUGAUUAUUAGCAGAAAGUUAGUAUUUCAUCUGACUUGAAAUAAUGCUCAUAACUAUAAAUGCCUAUAAAAGCUCUUUUUUACCUCAGGAUAGCUUACACCAACCAAAAUGCACUAAAGCUAAUCAUUAGUAGCUGUAUGUUUCAGUAGCAGAACAUGCUGAAUAAUCUUAAAUGAAGAUUUACCUUAUUUAUAUUAGAGGAUAUACGGUUUUACACUUUUCUGUAUACAGUAACUCCUCGCUUAACUUCAUAGUUAUGUUCCUGAAAAAUGCUACUUUAAAUGAAACAAUGUUAAGCAAAUCCAGUUUCCCCAUAAGAAUUAAUGUAAAUAGGCGGGGUUAGGU